Molecule: messenger RNA, 1329 nt
Organism: Lycium ferocissimum
Lineage: Eukaryota; Viridiplantae; Streptophyta; Magnoliopsida; Solanales; Solanaceae
Exons: 1
Coding region: 82-726 (214 amino acids)
Source: RefSeq, a predicted model, not a curated record
UUUGGAUGGCAUUCUGAUUGUCUUACUUAUUUACAGAAAGUAACUCUAAGUUUCUUGUUUAUUUUAACAUUAAAUAGGAUUAUGGAUAAUCUAGAGCGUGGUUGGAUGUACGAUAGGUUGGAUGGUCGAGGGGGUAUUAAUUCUAGUUUCAUAACUGGUGUUAAUAAGUUUCUUGAGUUCUCAUGUUCUCAGAGAAACCGCAUGAGUGGUGACGAUGUCAAAUGUCCGUGUAAAAAAUGUCACAAUAUUAAAUUCAUGGAUGUUGAAACCGUUAAAUUGCACCUUCAAUCGUUUGGAUUUGUUGAGAACUAUUUUGUUUGGAAGUAUCAAGGGGAAAAAGAAGUGACCGGUGAGAUGUAUAGUGAUUUACAUGGUGGUACUCAACCUGAAUUGGGAUAUGAUAAUCCAUAUCGCCAAAUGGUUUUAGAUGCAGCUGGACCGAACUUUGGCCAGGGUUCGAGUAAUACUGAACCUGAGUCAUCUCAUCACUGUGAACCUUUGGUGGAGGAGGAAUCUAAUCCUUCAAUGGAGGAGGAGCCUAAUCUUGAGUCCCAGAGGUUUUAUGAUUUGCUACAAGCUGCUGAUGCAAAAUUGUAUCCUGGUUCUUCCCUCUCUCAACUCGCAGUAGUUUCUAGGAUGUUAAAUAUUAAAAGUGAGAAUACUUUGUCACGGAGGGGUUAUAAUCAAAUUAUGCAACUAUUGAAAGAGGCUUUACCUCGAAGAUAACAUAGUGCUUGAUAGUUAUUAUCAGACCAAGAAGCUAGUGCGUAGCUUGGGUUUGCCUAUUGAAAAGAUUGAUUGUUGUAAUUCAGGAUGUAUGUUGUAUUGGGGUGAUGAUGAGGACCUAACUUCUUGUAAGUUUUGUGGCUAUGAGAGGUAUAAACGUCGUGUUGGUUCUCGUAAGAGGAAAUUGGUCCCUUACAAGAAAAUGUAUUAUUUCCCUUUGAUUCCUAGAUUGCGGAGAUUAUAUGCGUCUAAUGCUACAGCUGCCGACAUGAGAUGGCAUCACGAGCAUAUACAAGAGGAGGGGGUAAUGCGUCAUCCAUCAGACUCUGAGGCUUGGAAGCACUUCAAUGAAACUCAUUCCUUUUUUGCUGCUGAACCAAGGAAUGUGAGGUUGGGGUUAUGUACGGAUGGUUUCCAACCAUUUGCUCAGACGGGGAGAAAAUACUCUUCGUGGCCUGUAAUUGUCACUCCAUAUAAUUUGCCUCCAGGGAUGUGUAUGAAGGAGGCAUACAUGUUCUUAACUGCCAUUGUACCGGGGCCACACAAUCCUAAACUAAAAAUUGAUGUUUAUCUGCAACCUCUAAUAAAGGAAUUGACUUUGUU